AUGGUUCUUUGCUUCAAGCUGAACGGAGUGCCGCAUCAGUUUGCGGGUGCCUGGUGCGCUUCCGUGUCUGAUGCCGUGUCCGACGCCGCACAGCGCGUGCUUUGGUAUUUCGGACUGGGCACAGGCUUCCAGGGUGCAUCCCUCAGCACCACAGCGCAAGCAGCGGAACCACUGCCGCCGCAGCUGUUGUCACCGAAGGAGGUCGGCACGAGCCCAGGUGAAUCUGUGGGAAGUGAGCCUCGGCAUCCAGUGGAGGACAAGACGAUAUUGAUGCAAGUUCAGAACAUGCUGCAGAAAACCUUCUCCAAGGACACCGCCGCUGGGGAAAAGGUUUGGGUGUGGACGUACGAACCAUCACCAGCUGAUCCGCAAGUCUUCCGUGCCUUUGCACAGGUGCCUGCCAUUGGCCGGACCUUCCAGGGCGAUUGGUGCCGAGGCAAGAAGUUCGCCCAGCGCAACGCUUGUCUCGCAGUGAAGGCCUUCCUGGAAGAGCAAGGCGUCAGUGACGUCCCUUAG
Symbiodinium sp. CCMP2456 is the source of this 516-nucleotide messenger RNA. Lineage: Eukaryota; Dinophyceae; Suessiales; Symbiodiniaceae. The record is from the annotation of a GenBank genome assembly.